This is a messenger RNA of Epinephelus lanceolatus (giant grouper), 2257 nucleotides long. RefSeq names its product cytochrome P450 family 27 subfamily A member 3 (gene cyp27a3). Gene Ontology annotation, biological process: glucocorticoid biosynthetic process; cholesterol metabolic process; cellular response to peptide hormone stimulus. The record is from RefSeq and is a predicted model, not a curated record. Lineage: Eukaryota; Metazoa; Chordata; Actinopteri; Perciformes; Serranidae. Gene Ontology annotation, molecular function: oxidoreductase activity, acting on paired donors, with incorporation or reduction of molecular oxygen; iron ion binding; monooxygenase activity. Gene Ontology annotation, cellular component: mitochondrial inner membrane.
UGUUCUGCUGCAGUUGAUGAUCUGUUAUCAAAGUCCACACUUGUUCUCAGAGGCUGGAUCUGUAUGCCUCGCGGUGCCACUGCAAACAAAGAGCCAUUAUUUCCACCCUGCGGCUCCGCACAGCGCACACUGACGCAGCCCGGAGCUGACGCGCUUCUCUCGGCUCCUGCACACAGACUGCGCCGGUAACAUGUUCCGAAACACGCUGCUGACCGGACUGAGACUGAACCGACGGCAUCAUGACGGGAUUCACAGAGUCACAGCCGGGCUGAGUCUAAGGAUACAUGGAGACAUCCACCGCCGAGACGCAUCCACCUCCUCCUCCACCGUGAUGGCUGACAGACUGAAGACUAUGGAUGAUUUAGGCGGCCCGAGUCUCCUGACCACCCUCAACUGGCUCUUUGUUAAAGGCUAUUUCCAAACGACGCAACAGAUGCAGAUCGAGCACAGCAGGAUGUACGGCCCUCUGUGGAAGUCAAAAUACGGCCCUUUGGUCGUGGUGAACGUGGCCAGCGCCGAGCUGAUAGAGCAGGUGCUGAGGCAGGAGGGGAGACUCCCGGUCCGGACAGACAUGCCCCACUGGAGGGGCUACAGAGAGCUCAGGAACAAGGCCCACGGCCCCCUGACUGAAAUGGGGGCCAACUGGCAGCGCAUCCGCAGCAUCCUGAACCCUCGGAUGUUGAAACCCAAACACGUCUCGUCCUACUCCAACACCAUCAACAAUGUGGUGACAGACUUCAUCGCCAGACUGGCCUGGCUGAGGGAGACCAGCGGCGGCGGAGUGAUGGUCAACAACCUGACGGAAGAACUCUACAAAUUUGCUUUUGAAGGGAUCUGCUCCGUGCUGUUUGAGACUCGUAUGGGCUGCAUGAACGAAGUCAUGCCCGAGGAAACCCAGAAGUUCAUCUUUUCCGUGGGGGAAAUGUUCCGCCUCUCCCCCAUCAUCGUCCUCUUCCCCAAGUCCCUCUGGCCCUACGUGCCUUUCUGGAAGAAGUUUGUGGCGGUCUGGGAUCAUCUCUUCAAAGUUGCUGAAGAUCUGGUGCAGAAGAAAAUGGAGGAGAUCCAGGAGAGGGUACACCUGGACCAGAAUGUGGAGGGAGCGUACCUCACACACCUGCUGCUCAGCGAUCAGAUGACGGUCACUGAGAUCCUGGGGAGCAUGACCGAACUCCUGCUUGCAGGAGUCGACACAACCUCCAACACCAUCUCGUGGGCUCUGUACAACUUGGCGAAGGAGCCAGAGAUCCAGGAGCAGUUAUACCAGGAGGUGAUCAGUGUGUGUCCGGGGGACAAGGUGCCAAACAGCGAUGACAUCGCUCAGAUGCCGUACCUGAAGGCCAUCAUCAGAGAGACGCUACGGUUGUAUCCAGUGGUUCCAGGAAAUGCCCGCCUCACAGUUGAAAAUGAGAUCGUGGUUGGAGAUCAUCUCUUCCCCAAAAAAACGCUGUUCCACCUGUGCCACUACGCCGUGUCCUAUGACGAGAGCAUCUUCCCCAACCCCCACGCCUUCCUGCCGCAGCGCUGGCUCCGAGGAUCCGAGGAGAAGUCCAGGCAGCACCCAUUUGGGUCGGUACCGUUUGGUUUUGGGAUCCGGGCGUGUCUGGGCAGACGGGUGGCUGAGCUGGAGAUGUAUCUCCUCCUGUCCAGGGUGAUAAAACACUACGAGGUGAGGCCGGAUCCUGCAGGAACCAUCGUCGAGCCGAUCACCAGAACCCUGCUUUGUCCCGCUAAACCGAUCAACCUGCAGUUCCUGGACAGACGAGCUGAGCAGGAUCAGCUGAGAGUUUCUGUGUGAGCUGGUUUAGUAUUCACACUGCGUCCCCCGUCUGUCACAGAGCACUUGUUUAGAGAGCGUUCACACGAUGAGGACCGACCGGCUGGAAUGCACCUUAAACUGUGGCUUCACAGACACGAGCUGAAUGAAGAUGUAAUACGGUGUGCAGUGAGGAUCACAAAGCUUUAUGUUUCAUGUAGAUAUGAUUACAUUAACCCUGCAGCAGCUCCUCCAGGAGUUUAUUUAGUUUCAGUUUCAGAGAUGUGUUUGUUCAGUUGUCAGGGCCGUUGCCUCGCAGCAGAAAGUGUCCUGAGUUCAAACCUAAUAACAAGCUGGGUCCUUUCUGUCUGCAGUCUGCAUGCUCUCUUCAUGUUUCUGUCAGUUUCAUCAAGUCUCCCCAAAACAACUAAACACAUCUGUAUUUUUAGUUAUGAUCAACAAAACUCAUGAAAAGACCAAAAAUAAAAACUCUAAAUACUUAAA